GCAACACCAAUCAACACGCGAUUUUCAACUUCAAGUUGAGCCUAGAGCAGUUUAACAUUUUAUUUUACGAUAAUACUCAAGUAAAUUUGUGUAAAAAUGUUUGGUGGUCAACCUAUUUUAGUCCUGAGCCAAAACACAAAACGUGAGUCCGGCAGAAAAGUUCAACUCGAGAAUAUCAAUGCUGGAAAGACAAUAGCAGACGUUAUCAGAACAUGCCUCGGACCUCAGGCUAUGUUAAAAAUGCUCAUGGAUCCUAUGGGCGGGAUCGUGAUGACUAAUGACGGCAAUGCCAUCCUCCGGGAGAUCACAGUGCAGCACCCAGCCGCCAAAACUAUGAUCGAAAUCGCCAGAACUCAAGAUGAAGAGGUUGGAGAUGGCACCACAUCCGUCAUAGUCCUGGCUGGAGAGAUGCUAGUGGUGGCCGAGCCGUUCCUCGCUCAGAACAUUCACCCGACAGUCAUCAUCCGCGAGUACCGCCAGGCGCUCGAGGAUGCCAUCAAGCUGCUCGAGGACAAGAUCUCCAUUCCCAUUGACAUGAACGAUCGGGAGAAGCUGAAGGAAGUUAUCCGUUCCUGCAUCGGCACAAAGUACAUUGGUCGCUGGGCAGAUCUUGCCGUGGACAUUGCGCUGGACGCAGUCAGCACUGUCACCAUCAACGAGAACGGAAGAGUCGAGGUGGAUAUCAAGAACUACGCUAAAGUUGAAAAAAUCCCCGGCGGCACCAUCGAGGAGUCGAAGGUCCUCAACGGGGUGAUGAUCAACAAGGACGUGACGCACGCCAAGAUGCGGCGCUACAUUGAGAACCCGCGCAUCAUACUGUUGGACUGCAACCUCGAGUACAAGAAGGGGGAGAGCCAGACUAACAUCGAGAUUGAGGGGGAACAGGACUUCACCAAGCUCCUGCAGCUAGAGGAAGAGCAUGUCCAGCGCCAGUGCGAGGACAUCAUCGCGCUGAAGCCCGACAUCGUGUUCACUGAGAAGGGAGUCUCUGAUCUGGCACAACACUACCUGGUUAAGGCGGGGAUCACCGCUAUUAGGAGACUCCGCAAGACCGACAACAACCGUCUAGCCCGCGCGUGCGGCGCCACCAUCGUGAACCGCACGGAGGAGCUGAAGGAGUCCGACGUGGGCACCGGCGCUGGCAAGUUCGAGAUUAAGAAGAUUGGCGACGAAUAUUUUACAUUUGUUACUGAGUGCAAGAACCCUAAGGCGUGUACGAUCCUGCUACGUGGUGCGUCCAAGGACGUGCUCAACGAGAUCGAGAGGAACCUGCAGGACGCGCUGCACGUCGCCAAGAACUUGGUGCUGAACCCGCGUUUGGUGGCGGGCGGCGGCGCCGUGGAGAUGGCGGUGUCGCAGGCGCUGGCCGGCAACGCCGCGCACACCACGCCCUACCGCGCCGUGGCGCAGGCUCUGGAGAUCAUCCCGCGCACCCUAGCCCAGAACUGCGGCGCCAACACGAUCCGCACGCUGACGGCCCUGCGCGCGCGCCACGCCGCCGGCAACUCCACGUAUGGUAUCGACGGAGAGACGGGCGCUAUUGUGGACAUGGCAGAGAAGCGUAUCUGGGAACCCCUUGCUGUCAAACUGCAGGUGUACAAAACGGCGGUCGAGACGGCGAUCCUCCUCCUCAGAAUAGACGACAUCGUCUCCGGCUCCAAGAAGCGGGAGGGGCAGGAGGGCCCCACGCCCGGAGCGAUGGCCGGCAUGGAGUAGGGCCUGUCUGCGUCUAUAAUUGUUCAUUAAUCACUCGUAUUACCUUACCACUGGAAGCUUUUUGAAUUGGCUGAC
Plutella xylostella (diamondback moth) is the source of this 1791-nucleotide messenger RNA. It is a transcript of the gene CCT3, whose product is annotated as chaperonin containing TCP1 subunit 3. Lineage: Eukaryota; Metazoa; Arthropoda; Insecta; Lepidoptera; Plutellidae. Gene Ontology annotation, molecular function: ATP-dependent protein folding chaperone; ATP binding; ATP hydrolysis activity. The record is from RefSeq and is a predicted model, not a curated record. Gene Ontology annotation, biological process: protein folding.